Molecule: messenger RNA, 642 nt
Organism: Cordyceps fumosorosea ARSEF 2679
Lineage: Eukaryota; Fungi; Ascomycota; Sordariomycetes; Hypocreales; Cordycipitaceae
Product: Splicing factor PWI
Exons: 4
Coding region: 1-642 (213 amino acids)
Biological process (GO): mRNA processing; regulation of mRNA splicing, via spliceosome
Cellular component (GO): spliceosomal complex
Molecular function (GO): RNA binding
Source: RefSeq, a predicted model, not a curated record
AUGGCGUCGAGAACUGAUGCACGGCUGUUGAAGACAACCAAAUUCCCACCUGAAUUUAGCAAGAAGGUGGAUAUGCAGAAAGUGAACCUGGGCGUCAUGAAGAAAUGGAUUGCCAGUCGCAUCUCCGAGAUUUUGGGCAACGAGGAUGAUGUCGUGAUCGAAUUAUGCUUCAAUCUAAUUGACGGGCCCAGAUACCCCGACAUCAAAGCACUCCAGAUUCAACUUACUGGAUUUCUCGACAAAGAUACGGCAGUCUUCUGCAAGGAAUUAUGGAAGCUAUUCCUCAGCGCCCAGGACAGCCCUCAGGGUGUGCCUAAGGAGCUCCUAGAAGCAAAGAAACUCGAGCUCAUGCAAGAAAAGCAAUUGAUGAUGCUAGGAAGCGUCGCGAUGAACCCGACCGCCGCGACCGUAAUAUUUCCGCGUCACACGGGGGAGAUCGACGAGACGGACCGCGAGAUCGAGGCGACAAUCGCCAAGGGCGAUGGAAUGACCGCAGAGUUGACAACCGUGACGGCGGACCUAGACCUGCGCGUAGAUCGCGAUCUCCCGAACCGCGACAUCGCGGACCCAGGGGAUCAUACAAUGGCGAUAGCUACGUACCGCGCGGACGAGAUGAGCCCAAACGUGGACGAGAUGGGCUAG